Molecule: messenger RNA, 934 nt
Organism: Limulus polyphemus (Atlantic horseshoe crab)
Lineage: Eukaryota; Metazoa; Arthropoda; Merostomata; Xiphosura; Limulidae
Exons: 4
Coding region: 541-918 (125 amino acids)
Source: RefSeq, a predicted model, not a curated record
UAAACAUUGCCUGUAGGAAAAGAUAGGGAUCCGAAACUCAAUGGCUAUUCAGUUUGUCGAUAUGUUUUUCAUUAUACGCACCUCUGAGAUGAUUUACGGCAUCAAAUAAUCAAAUAUUUGAAGACAUAUUUGUCAUUUUCCACUUUAAAUUGAAUGUACCUUGUAAACACUUGACGUCCUAUAUGGCGGAGUAAAUAAACUAGGCCACGUGAUUUUUUGACGUCUGUGCAGGAACCAUACAGACUGAAAUUGUGAAAGAAAAUGCUGUUGUAAAAACCCAGUUUAUAAGUUCUAGAUUUUAAUAGAUUUGUAAAAUGCAUAAAACUUGGCAAAUUAAUUGGAUAUAAAUGCUUAAUAUUUUCGUUACCCAAAAAUAAUUUAUACACACAUUCAUGCAAAAACAUAAGUACAUGUAGCGCAAGUUGCAAAUAAAGUUAAAUAUGUAAAAUAUAUCGCCAAUUUAGAUUAGCAAUGGCAUUCUUUGAAAAGGUUACUGCUUAUUUAGAUGAUGGUGCAUAUGUAGAUGUGAACUAGUUAAAAAUGGAGCAAGAAUUUAUUUCUUCAUCUGCUUUCUUAUUUCGUGCCAAACUUUUGGAGGAAUUUCCAUCUCUAUCAGCAUACUUGGAAAAAGGGCAUGGAGAAAAAAUUACAAAAAUUUCUCACAAUGAGUUACAUGAUGCUGUAUCAGAUGGCACAGCUUUUAAAGAAGGAAAUCGCCUUGUGAACUUUCAGUCUUUUUUCCCACAUAUGGCUAGUGAUAGUAAAGAAAGUAUCUCAUCAUCGAUGUUCAAGAUGAGUGGAUUGCCACAUCUGAGGGAGUGGUCCAUUUGGGUUACUUAUAGUUCUGUGUUCCAAAAUAUAAUGGUUGCAGCAGUUUUCACAAAUGCAGUUUCAAUUGGUAUUCAGUCGGGUAAGUAAACUAUGAAUUGACAAA